This is a messenger RNA of Drosophila suzukii, 452 nucleotides long. The record is from RefSeq and is a predicted model, not a curated record. Lineage: Eukaryota; Metazoa; Arthropoda; Insecta; Diptera; Drosophilidae.
UGUUACCAAAAAACAAGAUGAAUCUUGCGAUUGUUUGGCUCUUCAUAAUUUUAAGUGCUGAUAUGAACGAGUGCGGCCUUAAGAGCCAUGCGGAACUCAUACGCCAAGCAAUAAGGGUUGAUAAUAAAAUAAAGGAUCUUGUCCGUAAAGUCACUGGGUUUGCAAAAGGCAAUUCCGAGUUUAAGGAAAAAUAUGAAAAUUUAAGGAUUCCGUUAAUGCAGAAUUAUACCAGUCUGCAUAACAAAAUAGACCAUGUCAAAGUGUUUGAAGACUACAACAAGGAACGACUUUACUUAGAAAAAAGUAUAUUGUCGGUGAUUUUUAAAAUAAAUACAUCAACGUCUGAAAACUGUAAAAUAAUUCAUAAAAGUCUUCGUAAGCAUCUGGUUUUAAAGCUGACCGAUUCAAAUGUAAAAAAAAUUGAGGCCCUAAAAUAUGUGCAAAAUCGGUAA